UAUUUUAUUAGAAUGAGAAAUUAUUUCUUUUAAUUCAAUUAGAAUUGUUAUAUCUAUUUUAUUAGAUUGAAUAUCUUUAUUAUUUAUAAUAUUUGUAUUUUUGAUUUCUUCUGUUGUUAUUUAUUAUAGAAAAAGAUAUAUAAGUUCAGAAUUAAAUUUAAUGCGAUUUAUUAUUUUAGUUUUAUUAUUUGUUUUUUCUAUAAUAUUAUUAAUUAUUAGUCCUAAUAUUAUUAGAAUUUUAUUAGGUUGAGAUGGUUUAGGUUUAGUAUCUUAUUGUUUGGUAAUUUAUUAUCAAAAUUUAAAAUCUUAUAAUGCUGGUAUAUUAACUGCUUUAUCUAAUCGUAUUGGUGAUGUUCUUAUUUUAAUAGUGAUUUCUUGAAUAUUAAAUUAUGGUAGAUGAAAUUAUAUUUUUUAUUUAGAAUUCAUAAAUAAUGAUUGACAAAUAAAAUUUGUAAGAAGAAUAAUUAUUAUGGCUGCUAUAACUAAAAGAGCUCAAAUUCCUUUUAGAUCUUGAUUACCUGCAGCAAUAGCAGCUCCAACUCCUGUUUCAGCUUUAGUUCAUUCAUCAACUUUAGUUACUGCUGGAGUUUAUUUAUUAAUUCGAUUUAAUAUAUUAUUAUUAGAUACUUUUUUUUUAAAAAUAUUAUUGUUAUUAUCUGGAUUAACUAUAUUUAUAGCUGGUAUUUCUGCUAAUUAUGAGUUUGAUUUAAAAAAAAUUAUUGCUUUAUCUACUUUAAGACAAUUAGGUUUAAUAAUAAGAAUUUUAAGAAUAGGAAUACCUGAUUUAGCUUUUUUUCAUUUAUUAACUCAUGCAAUAUUUAAAGCUUUAUUAUUUAUAUGUGCAGGUGUAAUUAUUCAUUUAAUAAAUGAUAUACAAGAUAUUCGAUUUAUAGGGGGAAUUUCUAUAUAUAUUCCUUUAACUACAUUAUGUAUAAAUAUUUCUAAUAUGGCUUUAUGUGGAAUUCCUUUUUUAGCUGGGUUUUAUUCUAAGGAUUUAAUUUUAGAAAUAGUUAAUUUUAGAACAUUUAAUUUAAGAAUUUUUUUUUUAUUUUAUUUAUCAACAGGGUUAACAAUAUUUUAUAGAUUUCGUUUAGUUAUAUAUUUAAUAAUUAAUGAUUAUAAUUUAAUAAGAAUUUAUAAUUUAUAUGAUGAAGAUUAUAUUAUAUUGAAAAGAAUAUUUAUUUUAUUAUUUAUAAGAAUUAUUAGAGGAAGUUUUUUAAAUUGAAUAAUUUUUCCUUAUCCUUAUAUGAUUUAUUUACCUUUUAACAUAAAAAUAAUAGUAAUUUAUGUUAGAUUAAUUGGAGGUGUAUUUGGUUAUUUAGUUAGAAAUAUAAAUAUUUAUUCAGUAAAUAAAUUUAUUAUAACUUAUAAUUUAAGAAAUUUUUUAGGGAUAAUAUGAUUUAUACCUAAUUUAUCUACUUAUGGUUUAAAUUAUUAUUUUCUUAAGUUUAGACAAAAUUUAGUAAAAAAUAUUGAUCUAGGUUGAAGAGAAAUUUAUAGAGGGUUUGGUAUAAUAUCUAUUAUAAAAAAAAAUUCUGUAUUUUAUAAUAUUUAUCAAAUAAAUAAUUUUAAAAUUUAUUUAUUUAGAUUUGUUAUUUGAAUAGUAAUUAUUUUAUUUAUAAUAUUAUUUAAUAUUUAAAUUUAAAUAGCUUAUAAAAUAGAGCAUAAUAUUGAAGAUAUUAAGGAGAUAUAUUUAUCUUUAAAUAUUUAUAAAAAAAAAUAUUUUUAUUUUUACAAUGAAAAUGUAAGGUUUUAAAUAAACUAUAUAAAUAAGAAAUAUUAAUGGAAUUUAACCACUAAAAAUUAAGUUAGCAGCUUAAUUUUAAACUUUAUAUUUCUAUUUAAUUGGAAUAUUUAUUCAAUAAUAUCAUUAACAGUGAUAUACCUCUAUUUUGGUUUCAAUUAAGAAGAAGUAAAUAUAUAAUUAUAUUUUUAAAUAAGGAGUUAUUAAUUAACUCUUUCUUUUAAGUCGAAAUUAAAUGCAAUAUUGCUUCUUAUUUUAAGAUAAAUUAUUUUUAUAUAAUAUUUUUUGAUUGCAAAUCAAAGGUUUUAAGUUAAACUAUAAUCCUAAUUUGUUCAAUUUAAUAUAUUUUGAUUUCAUUCAUGAUAUAAUCCAAUUAAUAAAAUUAAAAUAAAAAAGAAACUGAUUUUUGUUCAUAAAAAAAAGUUUACUAAUUUAAAUAAUUUAAUGAUGGGAAAAAUAAGAGCAAUUUCUACAUCAAAAAUUAGAAAGAUUACAGUAAUUAGAAAAAAAUGUAAAGAAAAUGGAAUUCGAGCAGAUGAUUUAGGGUCAAAUCCACAUUCAAAUGGGGAACAUUUUUCUCGAUCUAUAUAAGUUUUUUUAGAAAUAAUAAUAGAUAAAAAUAUUAUAAUAUUGGAAAUUAUUAUGAUAAUUGUGAAAAUAUUUAAUAUUAAAAUAAUUAUUUAUAUUAAAAAUUUUUAAACUUUUUGAUUGGAAGUCAAAUAUACUAAAUAUAUUAUAUAAAUAAUUAAUUUCCUCAUCAAUAAAUAGAAAUGUAAAGGAAUAAUCAAACUACGUCUACAAAGUGUCAAUAUCAUGCUGCUGCUUCAAAUCCAAAAUGAUGAUUAUUUGAAAAAUGAUUGUUAAUAUGUCGAAUUAAACAAAUUAAUAGAAAUAAUGUUCCAAUAAUAACAUGAAGUCCGUGGAAUCCUGUUGCUAUAAAAAAUGUUGAUCCAUAAAUUCUAUCAGCAAUAGUGAAUGGAGCUUCAAAAUAUUCAUAAGCUUGUAAAAUAGUAAAAUAAAUUCCUAAAAUAAUUGUAAUAAAUAAACCUUGGGUUAUUUGUGAAUUAUUAUUUUCUAUAAUAGCAUGAUGAGCUCAUGUGACUGAUACUCCUGAUCUAAUUAAAAUAAUAGUAUUUAAUAAGGGAAUUUGAAAUGGAUUAAAAGGAGUAAUUCUAGUAGGGGGUCAAAUUGUUCCAAUUUCAAUAUUAGGGGCAAGUCUUCUAUGAAAGAAAGCUCAAAAAAAAGAUACAAAAAAAAAAAUUUCAGAGACAAUAAAUAAAAUUAUACCUCAUCGAAGACCUUUUGUUACUAAUAUAGUAUGUUUACCUUGAAGUGUUCCUUCUCGACAUACAUCUCGUCAUCAUUGAUAUAUUGUUAAAAUAACAAUUAAAUAUCCUAAAAUUAAUAAAUUUAUAUUAAAAUUAUGAAAUCAUUUUACUAUUCCAGUAACUAAAACUAUAACUCCAAUAGCUCCAGUUAAAGGUCAAGGUCUAUAAUCUACUAAGUGAAAAGGAUGGUUAGAAUUUUUCAUUAAUUUACUUCACUAGAAUAUAAUGUACUUAAAAUUGCAAUUACAUAAGAUUGAAUAACCGCAACUGCUGAUUCUAAAAUUAAUAAUAAAAUUUGAAUUAUAACAAGAAUUACAAUAAAAUAUGAUCUUAUAUUACAUCCAUUAUUUCUUAAAAGGGUUAUUAGUAAAUGUCCAGCAAUUAUAUUAGCUGUUAAUCGUACAGCUAAAGUUCCAGGUCGAAUAAUAUUUCUAAUAGUUUCAAUUAAUACUAUAAAUGGUAUUAAAAUAGAAGGUGUUCCUUGAGGAAUUAUAUGGAUAAAUAUAUGUUGAGAA
Messenger RNA from Helicoverpa zea (corn earworm), 3587 nucleotides. Its product is annotated as NADH-ubiquinone oxidoreductase chain 5-like. Gene Ontology annotation, molecular function: NADH dehydrogenase (ubiquinone) activity. The transcript has a single exon. The record is from RefSeq and is a predicted model, not a curated record. Gene Ontology annotation, biological process: ATP synthesis coupled electron transport; electron transport coupled proton transport. NCBI's taxonomy places the organism in Eukaryota, Metazoa, Arthropoda, Insecta, Lepidoptera, Noctuidae.